UCGGCCGUUACCUGUCAGCGGCGGCGGAGGAGGAGGAGGCGGCGGCGGCGGGAUGGAGGGGCUCAUCCCGCUCGUUAACCGGCUGCAGGAUGCCUUCGCGGCGCUGGGCCAGAACUGCCUGCUCGACCUGCCGCAGAUCGCCGUGGUGGGCGGGCAGAGCGCCGGCAAGAGCUCCGUGCUGGAGAACUGCGUCUCCAGGGAUUUUCUUCCACGAGGCUCUGGAAUUGUGACAAGACGACCAUUGGUCCUACAACUCAUCACUGCCAAAACAGAGUAUGCUGAAUUUCUACACUGCAAAGGGAAGAAGUUUACUGAUUUUGAUGAAGUUCGUCAGGAAAUUGAAGUAGAAACAGAUAGAGUAACAGGAAUGAACAAAGGCAUUUCUUCAGUUCCUAUUAAUUUAAGAGUAUAUUCUCCACAUGUCUUAAGCCUGACCCUGAUUGAUUUGCCGGGAAUCACUAAAGUGCCAGUGGGGGAUCAGCCUCCAGAUAUUGAGCAGCAGAUCAGAGACAUGAUAAUGCAGUUCAUCUCCCGAGAGAACUGCCUGAUCCUGGCUGUGACUCCAGCUAACACUGACCUGGCCAACUCAGAUGCCCUGAAGCUGGCAAAGGAAGUGGACCCUCAGGGCCUUAGGACCAUCGGUGUGAUCACAAAAUUGGAUCUGAUGGAUGAAGGAACAGAUGCAAGAGAAGUUCUAGAAAACAAACUCCUCCCUCUUCGUAGAGGUUAUAUUGGUGUUGUAAACAGAAGCCAGAAAGACAUUGAUGGGAAGAAGGACAUAAAGGCAGCUCUUCUAGCAGAAAGGAAGUUCUUUCUUUCCCACCCAUCCUACAGGCACAUGGCAGAUCGGAUGGGAACACCAUAUCUCCAGAAAGUUCUAAACCAGCAACUUACCAAUCAUAUUCGGGAUACCCUGCCAGCCUUCAGAAGCAAACUCCAGAGCCAGCUGCUUUCAAUAGAACAUGAAGUAGAGGUAUACAAAAACUUCAGACCAGAAGAUCCCACCAGAAAAACGAAAGCCCUGUUGCAGAUGGUACAGCAGUUUUCAGUGGACUUUGAGAAAAGAAUUGAAGGAUCAGGAGAUCAAGUUGAUACGCUAGAACUUUCAGGAGGUGCCAAAAUCAAUCGUAUUUUCCAUGAACGUUUUCCUUUUGAACUCGUGAAGAUGGAAUUCAAUGAGAAGGAGCUGCGGAGAGAGAUAAGUUAUGCCAUCAAGAACAUACACGGGAUCAGAACAGGUUUGUUCACCCCAGAUAUGGCGUUUGAAGCCAUUGUUAAAAAGCAGAUAGUUAAGCUGAAAGGACCUUGCUUAAAAAGUGUGGAUCUGGUGAUGCAAGAGUUAAUCAACACUGUCAAGAAGUGCACUAAAAAGUUGGCAACAUAUCCAAGGUUGUGUGAGGAAACAGAAAGAAUUGUUGCUGGCUACAUUCGUGAAAGAGAAGAGAAGACCAAGGAUCAGAUGCUGCUGCUCAUUGAUAUCCAGGUUUCUUAUAUCAACACCAACCAUGAAGACUUCAUUGGCUUUGCAAAUGCCCAACAAAGAAGCAGUCAGGUUAACAAAAGUGCAGUGGGAAAUCAGGGAACCAAUCUACCGCCUUCAAGGCAAAUUGUCAUCCGGAAAGGCUGGCUCACCAUCAACAACAUUGGCAUCAUGAAAGGAGGAUCCAAGGAAUACUGGUUUGUUCUGACUGCAGAGAGCUUGUCCUGGUAUAAAGAUGAUGAGGAAAAAGAGAAGAAGUAUAUGCUGCCUUUGGACAACUUGAAAGUGCGAGAUGUUGAAAAGAGCUUCAUGUCCAGCAAACACAUCUUUGCUUUGUUUAACACAGAGCAGAGGAAUGUUUACAAGGAUUACCGUUUCCUUGAGCUAGCCUGUGACUCCCAAGAGGAGGUGGAUAGCUGGAAGGCAUCUCUGCUACGAGCCGGUGUCUAUCCUGAUAAAUCCUCAACUGAAACUGAAGAGAAUGGCCAAGCAGAUAAUUUUUCAAUGGACCCCCAGCUGGAAAGACAGGUGGAGACAAUUCGAAAUCUUGUGGACUCCUACAUGUCUAUUAUUAACAAAUGUAUCCGAGAUUUGAUACCGAAAACAAUCAUGCACCUCAUGAUCAAUAAUGUGAAAGAAUUCAUCAACGCCGAGCUGCUGGCUCACCUGUAUUCCUCCGAGGACCAGAACACUCUGAUGGAGGAGUCGGCGGAGCAGGCGCAGCGGCGCGACGAGACCCUGCGCAUGUACCAGGCGCUGAAGGAGGCGCUGGCCAUCAUCGGGGACAUCAGCACCAGCACUGUCUCCACCCCUGCCCCCCCUCCUGUGGAUGACUCCUGGCUUCAGCAGGCACGCAGAUCACCUCCUCCAAGUCCUUCAACUCCGAGGAGACCCACACUGAACACCCCCCCGAGCAGACCUUUAUCUGGCCGAGGACCCGCCCCUGCCAUCCCGUCUCCAGGCCCGCAGUCGGGGGCUCCGCCGGUCCCGUUCCGCCCGGGAGCGCUGCCUUUCCCCAGUGCUGAGGCCCAUGGAGCACCUCCCCAGGUCCCCUCUCGGCCCAGCCGGGCUCCUCCCAGCGUGCCAAGUCGAAGACCACCCCCUUCACCUACUCGGCCCACUGUAAUCCGCCCGUUAGACUCAUCCCUGUUAGACUAAAAGGAGUUUCUGGCAUGUCAUUCCUUGUUAACCAAAUCUGUGGAAACAAAUUGCUUGGUAACUGUCUCAAUAACCAGUGUAUAGUCGCAUGUAUGGACAUCUCUAGGCAAGUAACCGAUUUUACUGCUAUUCUCUGUCCAUUCUUCUGAGGUCUUCAAUGUUUGGGGAAGGUCUGUGCUGCCUUGACUUUUCCUUCUGCAAUAACUGAUGUUAGCUAACUACUGACACAUAUCUCCACCCAGACAACUGUGCUCACAGUCCUCUACAGCAGACAGAGGGCUUGACUCUGUGUGUGUUUGUGCAUGUGUCAAUUUGAUCUGCUGCUUUUUUUCCCUCUUACCUGAAAGGAAUCUUGCUUUUAUAUGUACCUUCCAGGUUUUCUAUUUUCUCUUGUAAUGGUUAAACUGGGCAAAGAAAAGCCAUGUGGUUUCUUACCAAGCUCUUCUGAAGGCCCCACACACUUCCAGGUCUCUUUUGCAAGAGGCUUCCUUCUCCUAUAAAUUCUCCUUAUCUGAAAUUUAGUUUUUAGGAAUGUUAAAUGAGCAGGAUGUGUGUGGAACAAGGCAUGUUUUGCUUUAUUUCCAUCCUGGCAGCUGCAAUGCCAGGCUGCUCAGGCUGGUGAGGGGCAGGCUGGGGUGCCCCAGCUCCCAGGGUGGGACAGGCUGGUUUGGAAGGCUGGGGUGCCACAGAGCAGCAUGUGCCAGCUCCUCUGCCCUGUGCCAGUGCCUGCUCACACUCCUGGGAAGCUCUGGAGGGGAGUGAGUGCAUGGAAAUGUGCUGUGUGCAGGAUCAGGGAACUGAGCCCUGCUCAGUCCUUUGUGACCCAGGAGGACACAGAGACAGACACAUGCACAGCUGGGCGUGGGUGCCCUCCCCUGCCCCCCGUGGGAGCCAGUUCCCAGAGCUCCAGACUGGCAGCUGAGCUUCCCAAGGGCUGGGUUUGGAUGUGAGAUAUUUGUGAUAUUUUCACAUGCCAGUCAAUAAAAUUUCCCAGUGUCCCCUGUGUAAAGAUUUUAUUUUUGCAUUACAUGGUCCUUGCAUACACCUUGGUUUACUGCUGCUUUAUCCAGCCAAGUUCUGGGAAGUGCUCAGCUGUGCAUCCUGGAUUAUUUUAGCAGCUGCUCACUUGCAGAGGUCCUCUCUGCCUCUUGUUUUGCACGUUAUAAAUUAAUGCAUUAUAAAAACCUUUUGUCUUAACUGCAUUACUUCACUUUAAACACUUAGGGUCAGUGUCACCCUUAAAGCUUAGAACUUACUGAGUUAACAGAGUGAAACUAGAGAGAAAUUUGGCCUUGUUCCUUCAGAAAAUAUGAAUUGCUGCUAUUACAAUUAUGGUUACAGAUCCCUAGGCAAAGCAAUUGGUGGUUUCAAAAGCCCCCAGUACAAUCAGUCUAAUAAAUGUAUUUAUUAAGACUGCUUGUAGGGCUCCAGUAUGGAGCUGUAGCCCCAUGGUUAGGAAGAAUCCAAUCAAAGAGCCACAACACAUGGGGAUUUAGCCUAUUAAUUCCCAGGCUGCUGAUUAGCUGUGCUCACCAGUGCAGCAAAUCAUGUUUCAGCUUGCAGGAGAGAGAUGAGCUUGGGAAAGCACCAUGAUUUGUAUGUUAGCUAAAUUUUAAUUUCCUGUCAACCCCACACUUGUGACACACACCUGGGGAGUCUGGAGGUCACAUCUGAUGCACACUGGAGAUGGAGUUUGUCAGAGCACUGGCAUCUUGGUGAUCCCAGCAGACUGCUGAAGUGUUUGGGGAACAGGUCCACAUCUCCAGUGCCAAGUGCACAGAAUCAGCUUUCAAGGAAAAGAAAAGGUUGCAAACACAACCACAGUAAUUCCAAUUUUUACUACAAAAAAAAGAAAGCAUUUUUGAUGAUUCUUCUUGUCUUCUACAGAGCUUUUCAUUGCUUAGUGCUCUCUGCUGUAACCUGUGCUGCAUCUGUUGGAUAUAUUUUUGUAAAUAGCCACAGCAGCUCAUUUGUUUCCUCACCAGCACUCCUAUAUAUCCAAACAGAGUUUAUCAGAACUCUGUUACUGACUGGCAGCUGCCUGCUGAUGGAAAGCCAGGUUUAAUGCCACAGAGCUCGUUGAUAUCACUCCUGAUAUCAGAAUAUCAAAUUCUGAUCCUCACUUGGUGAUAGAAGGCCGGGUUGGACGGGUCUUCCAGCAGCCUGGUCUGGUGGAACGUGUCCCUGCUCAUGGAACAAGAAGAGCUCCAAGGUCCCUUCCAACCCAACCCAUUCUAGGAUACUGCAAGGCCAGAUCUGGGUUUAUCCCACCAUUCCCCAAGGACUCAGCUUAGCUGUCCUUUGUUAGUGGGAAGAGCAUCACCUCCAGGAGGUGAUUCAGGCCAGUGUGGCUGCAUGGGACACGAGGGCAAUGCUGGUAAGUCAGCACACAAAUCCUGGCCUAAAAACAUGCUUUUAAAUGCUCUCUGCUUGAGACUCCCUAAUUUACUUUCAUGACUGUUUCUGCCAAACAAAAGGAAGUAGGUGGCACAACUGAGCACCGCCCUUUACUCUGCCCCUAAGAAACUAUUUUUCAGCAGUAAUCCUGAAUUGUAAAUAAAGCUCUCAAGGGUGGAUUUACCCUAAAGAGGAGGAGGAGACAAGGGGGCACCAGCACCAUCUGGUUCUGUGCUUGAUGCUGAGGAUGCACAGCCCUCCUUCCUCUGCAUCCUCGUUCAGAUCUCAUCUAAAUCUGGCCUUGUGCCCUAAAUGCAACACUUUUAGGUGUGCAGGUUAAUAAAUAAUAGUGAGCACAAAUCCAGGGCUUGAUGAUUUCACCUCUUCUUGCGUACGAGAAUAAACCACGUAGAAUUGUUUCUAGGAAAAACACUUAAAUGCUUCCCAAGAAAUUGCCACAUCCAAUUGAGUAAGCACUGUCCUCCAGCCUUGGCCCACUUCCUUCUGCUGCAGAGUGCCCAGAAUGGGUUUGUUUGUCCCACUUAGUCCUGAUGCUGGCAAGUCCUGUCCAACCUGUCCCUUUUGCUCAGUGGAGCAGCCUUGGCAGCACCUCACUCCAUGCCCAAAGGACAGCAGGACAAGCACCUGUGGAUCUGCCAGAGGGACUGAGCACCUCUGCAGACCCACUGAGGGGGGAUGAGCCAAGUCUGAACUCGGUGUCUAAGCAGCACAGGCUGCUCUGCCUUCCUCUGAUUCCCUCUGGCACAGCUCUGACUGCCAGGCAUGGUGGAGCAAUGGUGAAGCAACACCGGUGUUUCUGAUCUUACAUGAGGUACACAAAGAUCUGGGUGGUGCAGUUGCUAAGUUUCAGGAGGGUGCUCAUCUAAUACUGCAUUUAGGCUGAGCCUGGAUUUCUGCCCAGAGAACAUUUCCACCUCACCGUGCCGUGGCUGACAACAGCUGAAGAGCUUGUGUGUGCCAUGAACAGCUCUCGGCCUUGGAUCUCAAGGGAUCUUGUGCUAGGGUUAAAAAGAUUGUAUGUUCAACAAAAAGGCUUAUGUACAUAGUUAAUGUGUGUUUAUUUUAUUGCUGAUCUUGUUGCACUUCUGAGUAAGCCUCCAAAAAGUAGAUUAUUUAUUAUAUUAAAGAAGAUACAUUAUAGGUUAUGGCAUUUCGUGUUCCAGUAUAACAUAGAAAAUAUUAUCCUCUCUGUUCCACACAGCUCCACUAGCCAUGAUGUGUACAGCAUAUUGAAUUCCUGACUAGUUCUGUCCUCCUGUCUUAAAAUAGUCCAAACCUGACCUGAGAGCAGAGCUGCUUUGUCCCUGUGCCACCAGGGAGCCUCCUGGCUCACUCGUGGCACGGCUCCUCCUGCUGCCAGGCCGGUGCAGAGCAGCUCCCUGGUGUCAAUGACUGUCACUCUGCCUGUCUUUCCUCUUGCUUUGUCUGCAGGCGAGCUGAUGCCGACGGCUCCUCCCGUCCGGACAGCCCUCCGCUCUUGCUUGAUCUAUGAUUUGUCCCUCCUUGCCGGCGUUUGCUUUACUGCUGUCUCUUUACUUUUCCAGGACGGGCUAAACCAUGACUUCUUUUUUGUAAGAAGCAAACACUUAAUUUCUUUCUGAUUUUUUUUUUUUUUUUUUUUUUUUUUUUUGCUGUGUAUGUUAAUGCCCUACUUCAUGUGAGCCAAAACAUCUGCCUUUGGUUUCGUAAUCUGUAAAUGGUUCCUGGUGUUGACCUUUGAGCACAGCGAGUGGAUUCCCGAAACUGUGGUCAUUACUGAGCAUCACAUACACCUGCUGUAAAAAUGUUACGCUGCAUUUCUGAACCUGAAAUAAACUGUAAUUCUUGAUGGGCUUUUAUUAUUACUUUCUGGAUGUGUUUGAGUGGUGUCUUCUGUCUCUUGCACCAUCAUCUCAGCAUUCCACGGUGCCUCGGUGGGGACUGCAGGGGGGAUUUAUUGGAGGUGCUGUUGUGCUGAGAUCACUGGAGAUGUCAUUAAAGGGAGCUGCAGCCCUUUGGGAAGCAUUCAGCCUGUCCUCCUGCAAGGGGCUUGGAGUGCUGCAGAGAUAUUUUGCUGGGAAAUGGAUGAAUGUUUUACAAGCACUACCUGGGAUUCAUUCAUUGCUGAGGAAAGCACGUUCAGAGGAGUUUCAGAGCUGAGCAGAAGGCCAGACUGAGUCCUCCAAAGCAGGAGGUGGAGUUAAAAUGUGCCUGAAAGGGAUUUCCCCCUAAAGGUUGUGUACAAAUGUGCAGAUGUCCUGAUUACUCAGUUCCUCCUGCAGAUGAGGAUGAGCCAAGUAGCUGCAAUCUGUGCUUGGAGAUGGUCUGUGGGGCACAGAGCACAACAGCUUCCUGUGGGAACCCCACAGUGCCUAAGUGGGUCCUUAGGUUUUGGAAAAAGAGGGAGCAGAAGGUGGGAUGAGCACAGCAGGAGCAUCCCUGCUGUAUCCUGCAACACUGGGGGAUUUAUUGCAGUUUGUGCACUGCCCCUGAGGGAACAGCAGUGUCCCAGUGUCCCCUCUGCCCGGGGCACCCCUGGCUGAGCCUGGUGCCAGGAAUGCUGGGCAGUGGAGCUGAGUGCUCUGUGCUGGGCACCAGCAGGAACAGCUGCUCUCUGCACUGGGCUCUCACUGCCAGGGGCUCUCCAGCGUCAUUUUUAACCCUUCCCAGCAGU
Messenger RNA from Oenanthe melanoleuca, 7709 nucleotides. RefSeq names its product dynamin 3 (gene DNM3). Bases 53 to 2638 code for a protein of 861 amino acids. Gene Ontology annotation, cellular component: microtubule; cytoplasm; membrane. Gene Ontology annotation, molecular function: microtubule binding; GTP binding; GTPase activity. The record is from RefSeq and is a predicted model, not a curated record. Lineage: Eukaryota; Metazoa; Chordata; Aves; Passeriformes; Muscicapidae. The transcript is spliced from 21 exons.